ACUAGGACGCUGCCGGAGCCAAAGCCGAACAAACAUACGCAUCCCCAGAGACAGUGCAGAGGCCACAAGGGCCGUAUGUCGGAAUUGCAACCAGGACCAGAGCCCCAACAUGGGCUGUACAUGCUGUUCCUUCUCGUGCUGGUCUUCUUUCUCAUGGGCCUCGUGGGGUUCAUGAUCUGCCAUGUACUCAAGAAGAAGGGUUAUCGCUGUCGGACAUCAAGAGGCUCAGAGCCUGAGGAUGCCCAACUCCAGCCACUGGAUGAUGAGGAUGUGAAUGAGGACACAGUGGAAAGGAUUGUCCAAUGCAUCAUCCAAAAUGAAGCCAAUGCUGAGGCCUUGAAAGAGAUGCUUGGGGACAGUGAAGGUGAAGCAACAGUACAGCUGUCCAGCCUUGAUGGUGCUCCUAGCCUGCAGGAUGGGACUCCAUCUCACCACCAUACAGUUCACCUGGGCUCAGCUGCCCCUUGUAUCCACUGCAGCCGAAACAAGAGGCCACCUCUCGUCCGACAGGGCCGAUCCAAAGAGGGCAAGGGUCGUACUAGGCCAGGGGAGACCACAGUGUUCUCUGUGGGCAGGUUCCGGGUGACACAUAUUGAGAAGAGAUUUGGGCUUCAUGAACAUCGGGAUGGCUCACCCACUGAUAGAAGUUGGGGCUCCAGUGGUGAGCAGGACCCAGGGGGUGGCCAGAGUUCUGGGAAAGGGUGGAUUGGGACUGGAACUCCUGCCACAGAGAAACUUCCAGCAUCAGGGCCAGAGGUUGGCAUCCUAUCUAGUUCCCCUGUACAGAAUGGGGGCCUCAGAGAAAGGAGCCUUGUCCCCUCUCUGACUGAGAGGCCCUCUGGAGCCAUGGAAGACUUGGAGGCAGCAGCCAGAGAGAGGGACACAAGGCCAGUGUUGACCAGAAGGGAAACAAAUGGACAGCCAGCCAAACUGGAUGCCUCAGAUCUGCAGGUGUUACCGCCAGGUGGCUCAAGAGGAGUGUGAGCUUCAUCUUCACUCCUUACUGCAAGGAUCUGUAGCUGGCUGGGCAGGGAAGAGGGGCAAGCAUGAAGCCCCCUCCUCACUCUGAGACAGGAUUGCCCUCCACGAAAACAGAACAACCCCUCUUCCCAGGGGCUGUAUUAUCUCAGGCUGGGAAUGCAGAGAGUGGUCCCCAGCCUCUCAAUCCCUUCCCUCUACUUCAUCUCCAGCUUAAGACAGGUCAAAGGUGAGGAGAAGUUGCCCCUACAUUCACCCCAGGCUCCCUCCUCCUCCAUCAACUUGCUCCUCUGCUUGAGUGUGGCAUUUGGGAGCAGGCCCCAUGCUCAAGAUGGGCACCUGAAGCAAUACUCCCCAUUAGACCUCCCUCUCAGCACACAAAAGCUCAGGCACUGGCUUGGGCUCCUUGCCCCUUUAUUGCACUGUCAAUAAAUCAGCUCGGACUAUUACA
Messenger RNA from Trichosurus vulpecula (common brushtail), 1429 nucleotides. It is a transcript of the gene RELL2, whose product is annotated as RELT like 2. The coding region runs from base 76 to 984 and encodes 302 amino acids. NCBI's taxonomy places the organism in Eukaryota, Metazoa, Chordata, Mammalia, Diprotodontia, Phalangeridae. The record is from RefSeq and is a predicted model, not a curated record. The transcript has 8 exons. Gene Ontology annotation, biological process: positive regulation of cell-substrate adhesion; positive regulation of p38MAPK cascade.